AUGGGCACUUGUAUGUCAAGAAGAAUCCAAAUCGAAAGAGUGUCAAAACUCAGUGCAUUAGAAGAAAAACAGAGGAUUUCUGCUAUGAGGCAUUCAGUUUCUAACUCCCCCCCCUCCGUGAGUGAACAAAAAAUUUUGUUCACUCACGGAGGGGGGUUAAUUUUUUUUUUUUUAAAAAAAUUAUAUAUAAAUUUUAUAAAAAAUAUUUUUUUCUCGAAAUUUAAAAAAAUCCUAAUUCGCAAAAAUUGGAAAGCAAAUAUUAAUUUAAUUUAUAAAAUUUAUGUUUUAAAAAGCAAUUCGUUUAAAAUUAAAUAGAAUUAGCUCUAGAUUUCAUUAUACUAAUUAUCAUUUAUAUAUCAAAAUUUUUUUCCAUAAAAAAUUUUUCUAUUAAAAAAAUUUUUGUUCACUCACGGAGGGUGGGUUUUUUGGCAAAAAUUGGCGAUUUUUCUAAUGGUUUUGUUCACUCACGGAGGGGGGGAGUAAGAAGAAAAUCAAGGAAGCCCCGAUUUUAGAUUUGAGUAAAAACCAACUCUAUGCCAAACGACAACACACUUUAGGUAAGAAAGCGGGAACCGACAAACCAAUUGAAAUUAAAAAUAAUGAGCAGCCUUCCAGCUGCGGACACAGCUCACAAUCGACUCCCGCGUCAAUUUCAGGUUAA
Messenger RNA from Blepharisma stoltei, 661 nucleotides. NCBI's taxonomy places the organism in Eukaryota, Ciliophora, Heterotrichea, Heterotrichida, Blepharismidae. The record is from the annotation of a GenBank genome assembly.